Messenger RNA from Cucumis sativus (cucumber), 1749 nucleotides. RefSeq lists its product as uncharacterized. Lineage: Eukaryota; Viridiplantae; Streptophyta; Magnoliopsida; Cucurbitales; Cucurbitaceae. The record is from RefSeq and is a predicted model, not a curated record. Bases 612 to 1571 code for a protein of 319 amino acids. The transcript has a single exon.
GUGUGAAAUAUAUUUUUAAACUUUUAAAAGUUUUUAAAAUACCAUAAUAAGAAUAUUUUUAUUGUUAGUUUUGGAUGAAAUAGUUAAGGUUUGGUUUGUAAAAAAGGAAAAAAGGGAAUGAAAUUGAAGUGGGAAGUUGAGGCAUGGAGGAUGGUAUUGAAGCUAAGUUGGGGAGUAUUCAAAUUUUUGGAAAUGGCAGCCAAGUAGGUCGUGAGCAAAAGAUUGAAGCUGGAAAGCCUUAGUUGGGUUUCCCAAAAUUGGAGAUAGAGCAGUAGUAUCAAGAGGUAUUGAAAAUGGGAAUAGCAUCAAGGAGCAGAGUAGGUAUAUUCAUUCAUAAAAGUGGGGGUACAUCGGGAGUGCAUUGAGAGAAUGACUUUGGAGCUUUAGAAGAGAAAAAACAAAAGGGGUAAAAUUCGGGAAAAAUCCCAAUUCCUUUUUGCUCCCAUUUCCCUUUCACUUCAUAUAAAUAAAUCCCUCUCUCUCUCUCUCUCAAUCUUUCCCAAGAAACCCAUAUCCUAAUCUUCAACCAAUUCCCCCCUUUCUCAACUUCAUCAAACCCACAACUACAUUCUUAACAAUUCAAUUCUAAUUUUGUUAUCUCUCUUGUUACUAUGAAGGAUUUUCCUUCUUGUUUCGGCGAAAAUGGUGUUCAAAUUGCAGAUUCCUCCUCCUCCUCCUCCUCAUCUUCUUCUUCUUCCAGUAUCACCAAAGCCGCUCAAAACUUAGUCACCUGCGUCUACCAGUGCAGAUUACACAGCCAAUUAAGCUUCAUCGUCUUAACAUGGACCAAGCAUUUGAUGGGACAAGCCCUCUCUCUUCAGAUCCAAAAUUCCACAAAUCAAUCCCUCUGUAAACUCGAUAUCAAGCCAUGGCUGUUCUCCAAGAAGAAAGGUUCUAAGAUUUUCGACGUCCAUUCCACCAAAAUGGAGAUACAUUGGGACUUAACAAACGCAAAAUUCGGCUGUGGACCAGAACCAGAGGAAGGAUUCUUCGUGGCUGUAGUAUUCAAUCGAGAACUCAUAUUCUUCAUCGGCGAUUCACCAUCCGAAGCUUCAAAGAAAACGGCGGCUGUUUCCACCGCAGCGGCGGUGUUUGUGGCGAGGAGAGAACAUGUAUUCGGGAAGAAAUUGUACUCAGCGAAGGCGCAAUUCAGCGAGAGAGGGGAAACACAUAAUGUAUCGAUUGAAUGUGAUACAAGUGGGGGUUUGAAGGAACCGAGUCUGGUGAUACGAAUUGAUAGCAAAACGGCGAUGCAGAUCAAGAGGUUGAAAUGGAAAUUUAGAGGAAAUGAUAGGAUUGUGGUGGAUGGAAUUCCAGUAGAGGUGAUGUGGGAUGUGCAUAAUUGGUUGUUUGGGAAUUCUGGUGCUCUCAGUAGUGCUGUGUUCAUGUUUCAAACACACAAGAGUAGUGGAAGCCAUACCCAAUCAUCAUCAUCAUCAUCAUCAUCUCUCUUAAAUUCUUCUUCCUCAUCUUCUUCAUCUUCUUCUUCAUAUUGUCAACAACAGAUUAAGGAUUCAAAGUUGCAAGGUUUAGAUUUCUCCUUGAUUUUAUAUGCUUGGAGGAAUGAAUGAAUACAGAAAAUAGUUUUAUCAAUCACUGAUAAACAAAGUGAUUUUUUUAAAAAAAUUAUUAUCUUUUUUAGGGUUAUAAAUUGUUUGUACACCUUAAUUAAAUGGUGUGUGUUUGUGUUAUAGUUCUCAUUAAAUUUUCAUUGAUUCCAUACAUAUAUGAUAUCAAAAUUUGCAUACU